Molecule: messenger RNA, 651 nt
Organism: Condylura cristata (star-nosed mole)
Lineage: Eukaryota; Metazoa; Chordata; Mammalia; Eulipotyphla; Talpidae
Gene: CRYGS
Product: crystallin, gamma S
Biological process (GO): lens development in camera-type eye; visual perception
Molecular function (GO): structural constituent of eye lens
Source: RefSeq, a predicted model, not a curated record
AUGGCUUGUCUAAAGAAGGAGGACAGAUUGCAGAGAUGUGGUUCUAGAGUCCAGAUGUGGGCUGCACAUUUUCUAGCACCAUCAGAGAUUUACUCCAAAGGUGGUGGUAGAAACUUGAUUACUUUCUAGGAAGACAAAAGUUUCCAAGGCUGUCACUAUGACUGUGACCGUGGCUGAGAUUUCCACAUGUCCCUGGAUCACUGCAACUCCAUUAGAGUGGACGGUGGCUCCUUGGGGAUGUAUGAAAGGCCGAGCUUUGCUGGGUUGUGCAUCCUAUCUCAGGGCGAAUCCUCUGAGCACCAACACUGGAAAGGCCUCUGACCUCUUAUUUCCUCCUGUGUUUUUCAGUCUAGUGGAGGGAAGUAAAAGACUCAGAUCUUUGAGAGGGGUCAGAUGAAUGAAACCAGUGAAGAUUGCCCUUCGACCUUGGUCUAUUCUUGCAAAAGUGGCCCAGCUCUGGUUCCUGGUACCCCGGUGAUCCCUGGACCACAGUUCUCUUUCAUCACCAUCAUCAUCAUCAUCAUCAUCAUCAUCAUCAAUCAGAGUAGGCUGGAUUCCACCUUAAGGCUCAUUGUGCCCACCACUGCCUCAGAGAGAGAUGAGAAGGGGAUGGUUUUUUCAGUCACCCCUAUUUCUACAAGGGUCUUUUGA